AUGUCGUCCGAUCCACAAAGCCCGUCUGGCCUAGAGCCCAGGCCGAGUAGCCUGGCUGAAGCACUUGAUCACCUAGAAGCCGUUGCUUAUGUACCCUCAAAGAAGCGAUACACUGAUGCUGGUCAACUGGCCAAAACAAUCGCUUCGAACGCUUAUGAAAGCGGCAUCAGCCUGUCUGCACUGGAGCGAUUGAUCCACAUUUUGACACGAAAUAAUUACCUUGAUCAAGGAACAAUUACUACCUUGAUAAGAAAUCUGUAUCCGACAGACAGGAUAUCUUCCAAGGUUGUCACGCAGGUCGUCUGUUCCCUCGGUCCCAGCAAGAACAAGCCGAGUCCUGCUACACAGGCUUCCCUGCUGCGAUGGCUCAUACUCGUCUACGAAUUCUGCGAGGACAGGUCGCAUCUCACUAAACUUUAUGCAGUGCUGUUCAAUCACCUUGAUAUGAUCAGUCUCCGCAAGCCGUUAUGCCAUUUGCUUUCGAUCAUCACAAGGCGGAAGCACGUCAAGCCCUUUAGGAUACAAGCUCUUAUGGAACUGGUCAAUGCUGCCGGCGCGGAAGAAAAAGAACUCAUCGGCUUGCUUAAUGUUUUCAAGAAUUAUUAUCCAGACAUCAUCGUGGGUGACCUCGGGGCUUUGAGACGGAGAGCCUUGGUCUUCAAGCAUCCUGACCCCGAGUGGACUAGUCACGCAAGGCUUCUUCAAGACAGAAAUUUGGAGCAAGUACAAGUGGCACAGUCGUCAAGCUUUCAAGUAGUUCAUCGUGGAGCAGCGAAGAGAGGAAAAAUGGAAGUGAUCGUUCCUGUUCUCCAGACAUCGAGGGUGUCAUCCAACCGCACCUCUUUAGAAGAACUGCGGAGCAUCGACCACUUGGUUGAAAAGCUCGACCGGAUUGAGCUUCCAAACCAGAUUAUAUCCGCAAUGGCAGACAGCAUAGCUCAGAAGUAUCUAUAUCUGGCUCAACCGGAGUCUGCGAGGCUCCGGUUAGAUGAUUGGCUGAGCAGCUUUUUUGACGAACUGUUGGAGCAUGCUCAAGAUGAAGAACCGGGUACGUCAGAAUCUCUAGGUUACAUCUUGAGUCUCAUCGUGAAUUAUGUGCGCUAUACACAGGAUAUUCCUGCGUCAGUCCAGUCUUUUCUAAGACAAUAUCUCUCGACUUGGAAUGGCCGUGACAACAAAGAAGAGGUUCUCAGUCUUCUUGAGUACCUUCCCAUUCAGGACUUCGGUACUUUACGAGCCAACUUUCUGACUCCUCUAGAGGCUGCCAUACUGGGCAGCGGACCAUUCUCCAUGACAGUCAUUCUUGACUUUUACUCUUCACUUAUUCGGCAAUGGGGCGUGAAACUGAGGGCGUCACCUUCAGUCUCUGCAGAAUCAAAACCGUUGGGGCGCCUAAUCACACAUGCGGAACUGCUGGCAUUGUCAGUACUAGAGAGUCUUUCGGUGCGUUCCAAUACCGACAAUGAGGAACCUCGCAAACCGGCCGUCCUGUCUGUCCUUGAGUUCUACUGCGUUCUAGCCGACCUAUUCUCUUACGCGUCCGUGAAUGGCCAGAUCCGUCUUACUAUUCCUCUAGCUCCGACAGUCUACACUCUCGUUUUCACACCGAUUCUCUCAAGCAUCUCUAUCAUUAGCUCCGUUCUUGCCAGCUACAAAAUGUCCUUCGAAACAUCUCUGACUUCCGAAAUUCUUCAAGUACCAAACUCUACAGAUUCGCUGUAUCCGACUGAAUUGGUGGGCCAAUUCAACGGCUACGUCAUGGAUGUCUGCAAUCUGGUUUGGCGAAAUCGAGGGCUCAAUGGCGACGAUCCAAACGCACUCGGCUGUCUCCUACCAGCCGCUACGACGAGUGCGCUCACACAAUACACUCGGGAAUUGAACGAGGCAUCCCGAGACAGGAAACGCGAUUCUUCGUUUUUCUUCAACCUAUCUUCCAUUUUCUCUCUCAGUUACCAUGUAGCCCUGUGCAACAUGUCAGCCGGUUGCUUCACUGGCAUAGAGGAAGAGAACAACAUCACCGAGGGCAAGCCCAGAUUGAGGAAACCCGUGACCCAGAAAGCACUGAGUGCACUUGAGAAAGACGGUGGUAUCAAAUUGACUUGGCAGGAGUACAGGGUGCGCAUGCUUGACUGGCUAGACGCCACAGGAAGCCGUGGAAUUGGGAACUUGAUGCGCAGUACGAUGAAAGCUUUACGUAAGGAAUGA
Molecule: messenger RNA, 2205 nt
Organism: Aspergillus lentulus
Lineage: Eukaryota; Fungi; Ascomycota; Eurotiomycetes; Eurotiales; Aspergillaceae
Product: Mis6 domain protein
Biological process (GO): mitotic sister chromatid segregation; CENP-A containing chromatin assembly
Cellular component (GO): kinetochore; inner kinetochore
Source: RefSeq, a predicted model, not a curated record